AUGGAAGCCCGUCCUUCAACCUCCGUACCCUCCUCUAACCCUCCCAGUGUUGAGAUCGCCUACAAGCGCAAAUGCAUCGCGCUCAAGAAACGCCUUAUGGAAAUCGAGGCUGAGAAUGACAUUAUCCGCACCCGCAACCAGCGCGGCUGGCAAUACAUCCAAAAGAUGCGCCUGGAAACUUGCAUGCUGUUGGAACGUCUUGCCAAGAUCACCAGCAUGGGCAACGAGGCCAAUUCCGGUGCCGCGGACCCGGAACUGCGUGCCCGGCUGGCCGCAAUGAUGACCGAGUCAGGUUCAAUGAACGGAGGAGCAGGUAGUGGACAGACUGGAAAGCGAUAUUUCGAUGAUGAGACCGAGGGUAGCUCGGAUGAGCAGCCGCGCACUCCCGAAGAACGUCCCCUCCGAGUCAAGCGCUCCCGCAAAUCUAACCUCCCGGUCGAUGGUGGUGAUGAUGACCAUCCUGCUCAGGACCACGCUCAUGAGUCUGCGGAUCAUGAGGGUGUUGCUUUGCCUCGCCUUGCCCCUGCUCCGAGCCAGCAGGAUCUGACUUCUUCGUUCCGCGUUCAGACGGGUAGCAAUGGUUCUGCCAACGAGGGCGAACAGACACCCCACAGUCAUGAUCACCGCGGCCAGUCAGAGCAUGCACAGGCCGAGGCGGCUGAUUCGGGGACUACCCCUAUGGAUAUGGAUGCGGUCGUGCCUAAGGCUGAGGAGUAA
Molecule: messenger RNA, 717 nt
Organism: Penicillium odoratum
Lineage: Eukaryota; Fungi; Ascomycota; Eurotiomycetes; Eurotiales; Aspergillaceae
Exons: 2
Coding region: 1-717 (238 amino acids)
Source: RefSeq, a predicted model, not a curated record